Molecule: messenger RNA, 531 nt
Organism: Rhizopus microsporus ATCC 52813
Lineage: Eukaryota; Fungi; Mucoromycota; Mucoromycetes; Mucorales; Rhizopodaceae
Exons: 2
Coding region: 1-531 (176 amino acids)
Source: RefSeq, a predicted model, not a curated record
AUGACUGAAGAUAACCAGUUUCCUUUACCCUCUUUUUGCUUAUAUUCUAAAAAGGCACUUACGAGCGAAAUUGAUUCAGAAUCAGAUAUUAUUCAGUUUCUAUCCCCUUCAACUGAUUAUUUAAAGGAACGCUUACCAAUGUUUGUUAGUAUCUUACAGUCACUGUUUACUGUAGUUCAUGACAUGCCCUUUUCUCAUACGACAGUAGAAGAAGAAACAGAAGAGGAGGAAAUGAAUGAUUUGGAGGAUGAAGAAGAGGAUGAUACUACGUGGUCACCAUUUACAAUUAUUGGGCUAAAUUCAAUGAAAAUGGUUGUUUGGCCAAACAUGUGUGAUCAAAUACAGGAUAACAUGAUUGAGAAAGAUUUGUGCUUGGUUAUCAUGCUUUCUUCAGACUUACAAGACGAUGAAAUUAUUCAAAAUAUGAAUCUGGUAAAGAACUCCUUAUGUGAUACAUAUUAUACCCUUACUGGACAACAACUAGGAGAGGAGCUUAUGCCUUUAAUCAAAUGUUGGUUUGAUAGGUCUUAG